This is a messenger RNA of Erythranthe guttata (spotted monkey flower), 1699 nucleotides long. RefSeq names its product TRICHOME BIREFRINGENCE-LIKE 35 (gene TBL35). Gene Ontology annotation, molecular function: O-acetyltransferase activity. Gene Ontology annotation, cellular component: Golgi apparatus. The record is from RefSeq and is a predicted model, not a curated record. Lineage: Eukaryota; Viridiplantae; Streptophyta; Magnoliopsida; Lamiales; Phrymaceae.
UGUACCAUACAAUUAUUAUGGGUUUAGUGGUCGGAUUAUAUAUUUUAAUUACAUAAUUAGUCUUUACUAAAAAUCCUACUUCUUCUUUCUCAUAUUCAACUACAAGAGUCAUUGUCGGCUGACCAAAGAUUCCUUCAACCUCAACAAAAAAAAUGCAGAGAUGGCAGAAGAGGAAAACCCAUUACCCAAUUAUUGCGCUCGUCUUCUUUGUGUUCAUAGCUUUCUCGAUUCUAUACAACGAAUCCUACAUUCAAGUGAUUCAAGAAAACAGUGACGUCAGCAAUGGCGACGAGCAGCGAUCUAUCAUCCAAGAUACUUCUUUGCUCAAUUCCGCUCCACCCCAGAUUUUUAAUCUCUCCAAAAAACCUCCAGUGGGGUUGGAUAAAUUUACUAAAUGCGCUUCCACGGUGAGGUAUAGUGGCAGAAGAGCUGUUUCAGCCGUUCGUCGGUCGGAUUCCGGCGGCAGAACGGCGGCUCCGGCGGCGGAAGGCUGUGACUUGUUUUCUGGGAAAUGGGUUUUCGACAACGUUUCGUAUCCGCUGUAUGAAGAAUCUAAUUGUCCGUACAUGUCUGAUCAAUUGGCUUGCCACAAACAUGGGAGGCCUGAUUUGGAUUACCAGUUCUGGAGAUGGCAACCCAAAAACUGCAAUUUGAAACGGUGGAAUUCGACGGAAAUGUGGGAGAAAUUGAGGGGGAGGAGAUUAAUGUUUGUCGGAGAUUCUUUGAAUAGAGGGCAAUGGAUAUCAAUGCUGUGUUUGUUGCAGUCUUCAGUUCCGGCCGAUAAACAGUCGAUCACACCUAAUUCGGAACUUACGAUUUUUAGAGCAGAGAAUUAUAAUGCUACGAUUGAGUUUCUGUGGGCCCCACUUCUUGUUGAAUCCAACUGCGACGACGCAGUUGACCAUCGAAUGAACGAGAGAAUACUGCGCCCGGAUUCAAUAUUUAGGCAUUCGUCGAGAUGGGAGCAUGCUGAUAUACUUGUGUUCAAUUCGUAUUUGUGGUGGAGACAGGGUCCAGUUAAGCUCUUAUGGAGCAAUGAAGAGAAGAAUGUUUGUCAAGAAAUUAGUGGGCUUGGAGGAAUGGAAUUAGCUAUGGAAAAAUGGGCUGAUUGGGUCGACUCUCGUGUUACUGAUCCACUUCAAAAGAAGGUUUUCUUCGUUACCAUGUCGCCUACGCAUCUAGGGAAAGAAGAGUGGGAGGCGGGAGGUGAAGGGAAUUGCUAUAACGAGAAAGAGCCGAUUAUGAACAACGAGAGGUAUUGGGGAAGCGGUUCGGAUUUGCCAACAAUGCGUAUGGUGGAGAAAAUAUUGAGUAAAUUAGGUUCGAAAGUUUCGGUUUUAAAUAUAACUCAGUUAUCGGAGUAUAGAAAAGACGGGCACCCGACAAUUUAUCGCAAAUUUUGGGAGGCGUUGAGCUCGGAGAAUAUGGCAAAUCCUUCUACGUAUUCCGAUUGCAUGCACUGGUGUUUGCCUGGUGUCCCUGAUAUUUGGAACCAAUUACUAUUCCAAUUUUUGUGAUUAAAAAUUAAUUAAGUUAGGGUUUUAUUUUAAUUUGUGCAUGAAUGAAUAUGAUCUUUGGUUGUAUUGUAUCUAUCUAUUAUGUACAUUUCGAACGAUCAAGUGAAAAUUUGAGUGGAAUUUGGCGUUUCGUGACGAGAUAUCGAUUUGCGGAAGUCGAAUUAGAUGGAAAUUUUAGUUUC